Molecule: messenger RNA, 4991 nt
Organism: Prionailurus viverrinus (fishing cat)
Lineage: Eukaryota; Metazoa; Chordata; Mammalia; Carnivora; Felidae
Gene: P2RY14
Product: purinergic receptor P2Y14
Exons: 5
Coding region: 2611-3690 (359 amino acids)
Biological process (GO): G protein-coupled receptor signaling pathway
Cellular component (GO): membrane
Molecular function (GO): G protein-coupled purinergic nucleotide receptor activity
Source: RefSeq, a predicted model, not a curated record
ACGGCAGCACCUCUUAUCUAACACAUGUGGCCACUGAUGUCAAAAUGCUUAUUUAGUCAAAUGCUGAUUCUGCAUUUCCAGGUCACCCCAAUCACCACCUAUUUGUGAGCAGCUAGUUACACUGGGCGGCUGUCGCCAAGUUCCUCCUACCAGUGUAUUUCAGACAGAACCAUGUCUUACCCACCACAGCUGCCACCGUGGACUACCGCAAGUUGAUCUGGCAAAGAUUAAGAAGAAAAUCUAUUUAGAUUGUUGCCUAGCUCUUCACUCGCCAAAUGAUGUGGUGAUGUUGAAAAAAGUAGAAAAUUUCAAGAAGGGGGCGGGGGGGUGGAAGCCAGGGUUACUUUGGAUCACUGAAGGAAAAGAAGUAGCACAAAGUCCAGCCUGACACCCACAGAGAUUCAAACAUCUCUCUUCUGUUUCCAUUUCCUGGCAGCAGUGAGUAAAUUCUGACUGACCAAUUCAGCUGUGACAGGAGACCCAUUAUUUUGUGGUUUCUGUCAAGUUCCUGAUUCUCAUCUGUUCUUCAAGAUGAGCAAGAACUCUGCGUGUAACAGACUUUCUCCGGAGUGUAUAUUGAGACAUAUUCUGAAAUGAAUGCUGUUUGACUCACAGUCCAAGGGCUGCAGACAGUGAGUUGCCUACCAAGUAGUGGCCCUUCGGUGUGGCUUCCUCAUCACCAACCGUCCCUUCUCACAUCUCUAGGAUCAUUAGGGAAGGAACACCUUGGCCACUUCAAGAUGACAAGCACACACUGGACUACACUGCUUCAUUGACAGGAAGCCUCCUGUUCUACCAGCGCCCCCACCACGCCAAAAAGAAUUUUAAGAUCUCUCAUCUUUAACAGGCUGCGACAAGCUGCUUAGAAAUAGUGAACCUUCCAAGAGCCUGGGACAGGAAAGGAAGAGUAGGUGGGCUACACCAAGACAUUCUUUGUUUUCUUUUUGAUUCACUUGGUUCUUACUUUUGCAUCAUUGUAUAAAAUCAGCAUCUAUAUAUGACUAUUUCCUCCAUUUAUGAAAUGAUUUGAAGUUUCGGUAGGUCCCAUCAUCAACACACUAAAUCAUCUCUACACUAAAGAGAAGGAGAGGAGAUUGGACAGAUGUUAAAAGGUCAAAUUGAUACAGGUCCCUGUUAUGAUCUUGUCCUGUUUUCAUCCAACACAUAUUCCUAUCUUUUGGGCUCAGCAUGUAAUUGUCCUCACUUCCUGUAGAUGCCUCAGAUAGCUCUAUUUUCACACAUCUUUCAAUCUAUCACUGUACAGAAGCCUGGCUGAGACCAAAAACAGUAAAACAUUCAGCUGGAGAACACAAUGCCCUAAGAAAAACACUGCUGCUAAAGAAAAAUAUUUAAGAGCUUCGAUUAUCUUGGGUUUACUUUCGGCUCAUUACUCAUGUGGAGUGUCCCUUUGUCUCUACUGUGUCUAACUAGUAACAAUGCAGGCAACAGUGAUAGUGUUUUCCCCCAACCAUCACAUGUCAAAUCUUUCCAUCCUAAAACAAAGACUCUUACCUGUGAUUCCUUCAAAACAGGCCAGAAUAGGAAGAAGGUGUCUGCAGGGAAAGACCCAAGCAAGUCUUAAGUAUUCACUCGCUUUCAGAAGGCUUCCUUGCUCUAGAAGUCUAUCUGGGUCAGUCAUACUCUUCCAUCAACCUCGAAGUGACGAGGGGUGCAGGAGACAAUGAUGUACAACACAAGGGCAUAAUAUGCUCAGAUUCUCAACACAUUCAGGAUUCUAAGAACACAGUUCUGGACCCAUGGCAUCAGGCUAUCAGGAGACAAGACAAACUAUUUAGUAGACAAACUCCUUGUCACAGUGGACAUUUAAAAAUAGAAAAUGUGGCCCCUUUGCUUACUAUCUAAAAUUCAAAACAGGCUACAGAAGACUGACGGGAAGCAUAGGACUACAAACUAUUAUGAUCAGAGCCAAGGGUGGCAUGCAUGAAGUAAGAGCACACAGAAGCAAGGUGUUCUUGUGUGAGAAGUAGUACACAAAGUUUGCAUAUACGACUGUUUUAUUUGGAAUGUGACUGAAUUUCAUAUUCCACAUUUCCAAAUUUGACUUUCUCACACUUCCUUAAUUUUACUGACAACACUCUUCACUCACUGUGUUUGAAACACUGUACUUGGCUCCAGGAAUACAAAGAUGAACAAGAUACAUUCUCUGAUAUCAAGGGACCCAUCAUCCUCCACAAUCAUUCUUUCCCAUGAUCCCUGACUACCUGUACAUUUCUUAAGAGUAGGGAUUCAUGUCUUCAAUUCCCAGACUGCAUGUUCUUUUAUUUCACAAAUAUUUUAACUAUCUAAUGUCCUAAAUAUAAUGCUAGGAACAACGGUAAAAAAAAAUAACACGAUCUCCCUAUGAAGGGGCUUACUGUAACAGAAGAAAGAAAGAAACAGAUGGAGAAAUCAGUGUUGAGAUGGGAGAAAGGCACAGAGCUAGGAGCACACAUACAAAAGGAGUAUAACCCACUCUAACCAAAGCAUAGGAAGACAACGUUUUCUAAAGAAAGUGACAUCCAAGCCUAGCUGCAGAGAUGAAGAGAAGAAAACGUGGAAGGUUUUCCACAGAAAUGAAAGUUUGUGCAAAGGUCCAAGGUCAAAGAAAUCAUGGAACUCAUGGCUGAGAGUGGAGGAAGCCGAGGCCUCCCCUGCAGAAGUUACAGAAUGAUAAAUUCCACCACCACACAACCUCCGAACGAGGCCUGCUCCCGGAACACCCUCAUAACUCAGAGUAUCAUUCCCGUGCUAUACUUGGCGGUCUUUGUCGCGGGGAUCCUGCUCAAUGGUGUCUCUGCAUGGAUAUUCUUUUACGUGUCCAGCUCCAAGAGUUUCAUCGUCUAUCUCAAGAACAUUGUUGUGGCUGACUUUCUGAUGAGCCUGACUUUUCCCUUCAAGAUUCUUGGGGAUUCGGGCCUGGGACCCUGGCAGAUAAACGUGUUCGUGUGCAGGGUCUCAGCUGUGCUGUUCUACGUCAACAUGUAUGUCAGCAUCGUGUUCUUUGGGCUCAUCAGCUUUGACAGGUAUUAUAAAAUUGUAAAGCCUCUUUUGACUUCUUUCAUCCAUUCAGUAAAUUACAGCAAACUUCUGUCAGUCACGGUGUGGGUGCUCAUGCUCCUUCUGGCUGUCCCCAACAUUAUCCUGACCAACCAGAAAGCGAGGUACGGGAAGGCUACGCGUAUAAAAUGUGUAGAGCUUAAAAACGAAUUGGGACUUAAGUGGCACAAGGCAUCAAACUACAUCUUUGUGGGCAUCUUCUGGAUUGUGUUUCUUUUGUUGGUCAUUUUCUACACUGCUAUCACGAGGAAAAUCUUUAAGUCCCACCUGAAAUCCAGAAGGAAUUCCAUUUCGGUCAAGAAGAAAUCUAGCCGCAAUAUAUUCAGCAUCAUGUUCGUAUUUUUUGUCUGUUUUGUGCCUUACCACAUUGCCAGAAUCCCCUACACGCAGAGCCAGACAGAAGCUCAUUACAGCUGCCGGUCAAAAGAAAUUUUGCUCUACGUAAAAGAAUUCACUCUAGUACUGUCAGCUGCAAAUGUAUGCCUAGACCCUAUUAUUUAUUUCUUUCUAUGCCAGCCGUUUAGAGAAAUCUUAUGUAAGAAACUGCACAUCCCAUUAAAAGCUCAGUCUGACUCAGAAACUUCUAAAACCAAAAGAGGAAAUACAAUGCAUGAAAGCACAGACACUCUGUGAAUUCCCACCUCCUUUCAAAAAGAAUCCAUGUACACAUUUUGCAAUCUUCAGUUACAUACGAAUACAAAAGAAACAUGUCCAUGCAACUAAGUAUCAUCUCUAUGCAUUACUAUUCAAUUUAGUAUAAUAAUAAAAACAAAAUAGAAGUUCCACUGCUUUUGUAACAGCAAAGAAAAAAGUAAUACAUGCAUUGUUCAAUUUUAUUCCAUCAAAACACAAGUUUUCAAUGUAUAAUCACUCGUCUCGACAGUUAAUGUAGAAGUUUAAAUAGCAUAAAGAAAAUAGGAAGCAAUCAAGACAAUUCACUGGGGCGUGUUCCUUCUCUAAAUACAAGAAUUUAACUUAUGUGUUUUUUUUUCACCAGGGUUACUAAAGACCAACCUAAAAGCAGGCAGAGUUUGAUAAAGAACUGGAGACCUGUUUGGAGUGAAAAAGUCAAAUUUUCUGAUUUCACUUAGGAAAUUCCCUACUGAUUUAUCUCCUAGCAUUUCAAAGGGAAGUUGACAUAAAUUGUGUUCUUUGCAGUAAAAACAAAAUGUAACACUUUGAUAACAUUUUGAAGAUGAUAAUAAGAUACAUUCUGAAUGUUUUGUAUCAAGACUUUUUAAGCUACGUCUUGAGCAUGCAUUUCUGGUGUUAAAAUAUUUUUAAGUGGACUCUAUUGAAGGAAACUGGCUAUUGGUAUAUGUUGCCAGCAACUUUCCCUAUGGAAUGCUAUGGAGGAAAAAAAAAAAAUGAUGCCCAGGACAAACACACAAACACACACACACACAGCAUGCACAUACACACAUACAUCGAGGGACAGGGGAACAGUUUUCUUUGAAAGCAACCGGACUUGAAAAAAAGGAAAAUCUAAAAUUUGUAAUUUUGAGUGAGAAAUUACACAUAAAAUGAAAAUUUGUGACAUUUUCUGAAAAGGAGAUGGAUUUAAAGUAUGUAGAUAAGGGAUAUGGCUGCUGGCUUGUGAGUUACCAAAACUAAAUUCUUUCUCUGCUCUUAACUGCCUAGAAGACAUCCAGGCCAUCUUCCAAAUGUUAUUCUCAAACAUUUUUGUAAGCCAUGUAUAUAUACUUUUUUGCUUUACUGUAUAUGUACUAAUAAAAAUAUUUUCAAUAGUAUCGGGAUUUUUUCCUUAAAACCUAAGGUAUAAAAAACAAUGCCAAAUUAUUUCACAGUCGAGACAUGGGUGGUUUCUUUAAUAUGCUCAAUUACACAUGAAGAAAGGAAGACAGGGGCACCUGGGUGGUUCAGUCGGUUAAGCGUCUGACUUUGGCUCAGGUCAUGAUCUCACAGUUCCUAAG